UAGGCUGCUGCUGUUAUAAUGUGUGACUGAAGUUCAUUAUAUACGCAUUUUGUUUAAAAACCAAGCGUUUACGUGUAUACUAUUCAUUUUCACGAAUAUACAUUUAUAUAAAUACAUAUUUUGAUAGAGCAAGAUGAGUGAUCAUAAUGCAUUAAUUAAUCAAUUUGUAAACAUGACGGAUGUGCCAGAGGAUCAGGCUCAAUUCUAUUUAGAGAUGAGUAAUUGGGAUUUACAGUUGGCUGUUAGCCAAUUCUUCGACAAUAAUGGUUCAGAAGUACCAGCUCCUACUAAUUCAUCUGGUCCAUACGUAGAAAGUUCUAUUUCUUCUGGUGCUUCUACACCUACAAAGACAAAAACAACAAGCUCUAAUUCAUCAAAGAUUCGAACUUUAAGUGAUCUUAACUCUUUAACUCAGAAUGACGAGGCAGACGAAAAUGAGCAUGAAAAUCUUUACGCAGGCGGUGAAAAAUCUGGCAUGGUUGUUCAAGGACCUAAUAAGCGCAGUGGUAAUAAUAGUAAUAAUAAUUUGGUUGAUGAAAUCUUAAAAAAGGCAGCAGAAGGUGGUGCUGCACCUGAAGAAUCUAUAAGAGCACCAAAGAAGCCUAGUUAUUACACUGGAACUGGGUACAGACUGGGUAGUGAAGAUGAACCUUCAACAGUAGUUGAACCCACUGUCCCUGCUGGAUCUAAUUUUGAAGAAGAACCUGAAUCUGUUACACGUCAUCUUACAUUCUGGCGUAACGGUUUUAGUGUUGAUGAUGGACCUCUAUAUGAAUACUCCAAUCCUGCUAAUCAAGAAAUGUUAACAGCUAUUAACAGCGGUCGUGCUCCUCUUUCACUACUUAAUGUGCGUCAUGGUCAACCUGUUGAGGUUCGAGUUGUUAAACGUCAAGAUGAAGAUUAUACACCUCCUCCUAAGGCGCCUCCAAAGCCUUUUCAAGGUGCUGGUAAUAGAUUAGGCAGUCCAGUUGCUUACUCUGCACCUAGCCCUGCACCUGGUGCUUUCCCUACUACUACUGCUACUACUACUACUAAUUCAAAUGCUGCAGCACCUACAGUGAAUGAAAGUCAGCCUACAACAAGUAUUCAAAUCCGUCUAGGAGAUGGAUCCAAGUUAGUUGCUAAAUUAAAUCAUACGCAUACAAUUGGUGAUAUUCGUCAAUUUAUCGAAGCAAACCAUUCUGCUUCAAGACCUUAUAUUUUACAAACAACUUUCCCAGUCAAGAUACUUUCUAAUGAUAAUCAAACUGUAAAAGAAGCAGGCUUAUUAAAUAGUGUUAUUGUUCAACGUUAUCAAUAAGCAGAAAAAAAAAAA
This is a messenger RNA of Cokeromyces recurvatus, 1315 nucleotides long. RefSeq lists its product as uncharacterized. Gene Ontology annotation, biological process: nuclear membrane reassembly; proteasome-mediated ubiquitin-dependent protein catabolic process; Golgi organization. Gene Ontology annotation, cellular component: nucleus; cytosol. Lineage: Eukaryota; Fungi; Mucoromycota; Mucoromycetes; Mucorales; Mucoraceae. Bases 134 to 1300 code for a protein of 388 amino acids. Gene Ontology annotation, molecular function: ubiquitin binding. The transcript has 9 exons. The record is from RefSeq and is a predicted model, not a curated record.